This is a messenger RNA of Somion occarium, 2215 nucleotides long. Lineage: Eukaryota; Fungi; Basidiomycota; Agaricomycetes; Polyporales; Cerrenaceae. The record is from the annotation of a GenBank genome assembly.
GUGCUUUACACUUUUCCCCUCCUGUUCUUGCUUUCGACUAUUGCUCUACUACGCCUCCGACGUACUCUUACGAUUGUACCAUGCCAGAUGCACGACUGGUCGAUACAAAGUCCACUUUUGCUUCGUUUUCACACAUUCUAGAUGCCAGAAUACUUCGAGCAUUGGCCGAUUUGGGCUUUGCUAGGCCGACCCUCGUUCAGACAAAAGCCAUACCUUUGGCACUAGAGAACCGCGAUAUCCUUGCCAGAGCGCGUACUGGCAGUGGAAAGACUGCGGCGUACUGUAUACCCUUGGUUCAGAAGGUGUUGAAUGUGAAAUCGUCUGCUUCUUCGUCAGGAAGUCCUUCACAAGCAACUCGUGCUCUUAUCCUGGUUCCUACUCGAGAACUUUCAGAGCAGGUUACUGCACACCUGCGAAGUAUUAUUACGUAUUGUGACAAAGAUGUCUCUAUCUGCAACGUUUGCUCUGGAACAAUCAACCAUCUGCAACGUUCUGUCUUAUCGGACAAGCCAGAUAUUGUUAUCGCAACGCCCUCCAAAACGCUGGCUCUACUGCAGUCAAAGACAUUGUCAUUGGCGCAUCUAGAAACGCUAGUCAUCGAUGAGGCGGACUUGAUCCUGUCAUACGGCCAUGAUGACGACGUUCGUCAGAUUUUCGGAGGUGGUCACUUACCCAAAGUCUUCCAGACCUUUCUUAUGAGUGCCACCAUGACCGAGGACGUUGAGACAUUGAAGGGUCUGGCGCUCCGAAGUCCCGUAAUUUUGAAGCUCGAGGAAGACGAGGAUGAAGCAGCUAACCUUACACAAUACUCUGUCCAAACGUCGGAAGUCGACAAAUUCCUUCUCAUUUACGUCAUUCUCAAGCUCAAACUCAUCAAGGGUAAAUGUAUCAUAUUCGUCAAUGACGUGGAAAGGUGUUAUCGACUCAAGCUUUUCUUGGAGCAAUUUUCAAUAAAGAGUUGUGUGUUGAAUUCCGAGCUUCCGUUGAAUUCGAGGUAUCAUGUCGUCCAGGAGUUCAAUAAGGGCGUUUAUGACUAUAUAAUCGCAUCUGAUGAGGGAGUAGGCAAAACCGAGCAUGAUUCUGAUGACGAGGACGAUGAGGUUGCGGUAGAGGAAGAGUUCACCUCCACGCAACGAGAGCCUGAACCCGAUAGUGACGUUGAGGCAGAAGGAAGUGACGCCAAUGCCGAAUCCAGCACACCUCGAAAACGGAAACUGCAGAGUGUUUCCACCAGUGAACCUGACUCCAAGUCUCGCAGGCGCAAAAAGGGACGCAAGGCGACGGACAAGGAAUAUGGAGUCUCUCGUGGUGUAGACUUCAUCGAUGUUUCCUGUGUCAUCAACUUUGACCUUCCGUCUUCAUCACGAUCCUACACACAUCGCGUUGGUCGUACAGCUCGUGCGGGACGUACUGGAAUGUCUCUCUCCUUCGUCGUACCGGAAAAGGAGUGGGGAAAGAAUAAGGUCGUUGGAUGUGUGGAGAGCACGAAGAAGGAUACGAACAUUUUUACGAGAAUCGAGAAAGAACAGGCUGCCAGGGGAAGUAAGAUCAAGGAGUAUCAGUUUGACAUGAAACAGGUUGAGGCGUUCAGGUAUCGGAUGGAAGAUGCUUUGAGGGCGGUGACGAGGAGUGCAAUCAGGGAAGCGAGAAUCAAGGAAUUGAAGACCGAGAUUUUGAAUUCAGAAAAGCUGAAGGCUCACUUCGAAGACAAUCCCAAUGACUUGGAAUAUCUUCGACACGAUAAACCUCUCCAUCCUACACGUGUCCAGUCGCACAUGAAGCACGUUCCGAAGUACCUUCUUCCUCGCAUCGCUCCGGUCGCUGCCACGGAGUCGAGCGAAGGAAAUCAAGAGGUCGGCUUCGUGCCAUUCAAGAAGAACAGUUCAACUCGAGGUAGGGGACGAGGACGGGGAGGGAGAGGUAGUAAUGGCGGACGAGGUGGGAGGAAGAAAGCGGAUCCUCUGCGGAAGUUCGGUCUAUAGAUGUUUCUACGUCACCGUAACAUGGUGUGUCCCAUCCAGUCCAUACGUUCGCGUUUCGGAGGAGUUUAGUGCCAUGUGGCUGAAUCAACCAGCUCGGCUAAGAACGGAUUGUCUCAUUUUACAUUGUUCGCUGAGUGGCAAUCCUGAAUAUAAGCCCAUGCUGGCAUCGUAUCGUAUCAGUACUUUCCCCUCUGCUUUCAUCCAUCGUUAAUUCAGGAAAAACAUUCCUUUUC